This is a messenger RNA of Lathyrus oleraceus (garden pea), 1065 nucleotides long. RefSeq lists its product as uncharacterized. NCBI's taxonomy places the organism in Eukaryota, Viridiplantae, Streptophyta, Magnoliopsida, Fabales, Fabaceae. The transcript is spliced from 3 exons. The coding region runs from base 1 to 1065 and encodes 354 amino acids. The record is from RefSeq and is a predicted model, not a curated record.
AUGGUAACAACCACCAGUGAAAGAUUUACCGAAAAUCAUAAGGAUAGUGAUAAUGAGGAGAGUUCAGGUGAGAAAAAAGUAGAGAUUGAGAAAGUUCCACAAACACCACCCGAAAGGGAGGUUGUCAAAAAGGUAGAGAAGGAAGAGCUAUGUGUUGUCCCUCCUCCCUAUAAAUCACCAAUUCCUUUCCCACAAAGGUCUGUGGAAGUUAAGGUAGACCCCAAAUCCGAAAGAAAAGAGGAGCUAUCAGAAAAUAUCCACACCAAUGCACCUUUAUUUGCCACCCUGAACAAGAAGAGAGAAUUUGAAGCCCAUGAAAUUAGGGAACUAAUUAGUAUAAAAAGGGGCAAACCAGACUUUGAGGUGGUGUUUUCAAAAAUUGAACCUAAACCUGAAAAGCUAGCUCUCAGAAUAGAGCCAGAACCACCACCACAAACACCUCUAGGACCUUUCCCUGAGAAACAUACGGAUAUGGUAACAACCACCAGUGAAAGAUUUACCGAAAAUCAUAAGGAUAGUGAUAAUGAGGAGAGUUCAGGUGAGAAAAAAGUAGAGAUUGAGAAAGUUCCACAAACACCACCCGAAAGGGAGGUUGUCAAAAAGGUAGAGAAGGAAGAGCUAUGUGUUGUCCCUCCUCCCUAUAAAUCACCAAUUCCUUUCCCGCAAAGGUCUGUGGAAGUUAAGGUAGACCCCAAAUCCGAAAGAAAAGAGGAGCUAUCAGAAAAUAUCCACACCAAUGCACCUUUAUUUGCCACCCUGAACAAGAAGAGAGAAUUUGAAGCCCAUGAAAUUAGGGAACUAAUUAGUAUAAAAAGGGGCAAACCAGACUUUGAGGUGGUGUUUUCAAAAAUUGAACCUAAACCUGAAAAGCUAGCUCUCAGAAUAGAGCCAGAACCACCACCACAAUAUCUACUUGAAUUCAUCGAGCUACUGACUUUCAUCAUGCAACCAGUAGAUACCAUUUUCAGAGGCAGUGUUCAGAGAAGGCGGUAUGAUUAUCUAGCCCAGAAGGAUAUGGCACUGACCAUAUAUUAUGGACCGACCAUGGAUAAAUUAGGCAUCUGA